UUUUCUAAUGUUUUGUUGGUAUUUCUCAGGCGCGAGCUUUUUAUAUGUUGUGACAGUAGAUUACCGAUUUAACUGUUUAUAUAAUUUCAUUAGACUAUUUAACCACACGUACUUGUUACCGAGUCACAUUCUCAGUUCGAUACUCACAGCAACGUCAUUAUUUAGCUUUGUUAGAAUUUCUAACUGUCAAAUAACAUCAAGAUGUCGGGUUCAGACAGUGAUUCGAGUUCACCAAACAUGGCUUUAGAUAUGGAAUGUGAAUUCUUUUCAGAAGAUGGACACUCAACCGAGGAGGAAGUUGACAGCAACACCCAAGUAGACCCCUACAUGUUUGAACCAGUAACAGAUGAAAGCGACAGCGAGGGAACCCCAGAGAAUCCUGGUUUAGGAUAUAUGGAUAACAGACGCACAGAAAACACUGAAUGGUGCAAGUGUGGACAGUGUAUUGCACACCCAACUGCAGAAGAGUGUAGCUGCUGUCAGGAGAACCCUACAAUUGUGGCCAAGAUUGAAGAAGUGGAGAGAGAAGGCCUGCCACCAGUAAACUGCAUCACUCAACACCCUGGCUUUACUGGGGUGUGCUGUAACAGAUGGGUGCUGCAGACAGCAUACUUCCAGUACAGACAGCAGUAUUGAGAGGUAGAUGUGGCUGAUCAAGCUGUCAACAGGCGAUACAGAUACACAGGCUACCGGCAGUUUGUGAGAUGAUGCUGUGGAUACCUGGGAAGGAAAGUGAGAGUGCCACUUCCUGCAUGUGCAGUUAGAGCCAUAAGAAUGGAAUUUCCAUCAGAAGAAUUUUGAGGCUUCAAGUAUCCAUCUUUAGAGUAAUGACAAACAAUGACUUUGUGGCAAGAAGAAUAUAUUUUGCUUUUCCCACUCCAAUUCAGUGAAUGUAAUAUUUACAAUUAUUUUUAUCAAGUUUAAUCAUUUAUAGUGUAUGUGGAGUAUUAUGUUAUUGUACUGUAUCAGGGUUCUUUUUAUUCAGUUUCUUUGGGAGUUACAUCACCAACAAACAUCAUAAAUACAUAAUGUACAUAUAUAUAUACAAAUUAUGCUAGACAAACAUAUUGCAAACAUUAAUGUAUAAAAUAACUUUAGGAUAGUAACACUGUACUAUAUCAUGCAUAUUGACAAAAUAAAAGAAUGUCUAUUUUUCA
Molecule: messenger RNA, 1157 nt
Organism: Haliotis rubra (blacklip abalone)
Lineage: Eukaryota; Metazoa; Mollusca; Gastropoda; Lepetellida; Haliotidae
Exons: 3
Coding region: 202-636 (144 amino acids)
Source: RefSeq, a predicted model, not a curated record